Messenger RNA from Rosa chinensis, 923 nucleotides. Its product is annotated as cyanate hydratase. The record is from RefSeq and is a predicted model, not a curated record. Bases 85 to 573 code for a protein of 162 amino acids. Gene Ontology annotation, molecular function: DNA binding; cyanate hydratase activity. Lineage: Eukaryota; Viridiplantae; Streptophyta; Magnoliopsida; Rosales; Rosaceae. The transcript has 5 exons.
CUCCCAGAGUAACACUGCCUCCAUAAGUGUAUAAAAGAGGCAGAGACACACAGAGAGCAAUACACAGAGUCAAACUAAAAACAAAUGGCAGAGAACAAAGCAAGCAUAACCCAUCAGCUCCAGAGUGUGAAACGCAAGUGUGGCAAGUCAUAUAGUCAGAUAGCCAAGGAGACAGGCCUGACCAAUGUCUAUGUUGCCCAGCUUCUGAGACGCCAAGCUCAGCUCAAGGCUGAAACUGCCCCCAAGUUGAGGGCUGCCCUUCCCGACCUGCCCGAGGACCUGAUUGCGGAAAUGAUGACUCCACCCUUGAGGUCAUAUGAUCCCCAAUUGAUUCAGGAUCCCACUAUUUACAGGUUGAAUGAAGCAGUUAUGCAUUUUGGUGAAAGCAUCAAGGAGAUUAUCAAUGAGGAAUAUGGUGAUGGCAUUAUGUCAGCUAUAGAUUUCUACUGCUCAGUCGACAAAGUUAAAGGUGUGGAUGGUAAGGACCGUGUAGUUCUGACAUUUGAUGGGAAAUAUUUGCCUCAUACUGAGCAGAAAUCGGAGCACAUGGUUUCAAGGCUGAAUUUAGGAUAGCCUCAUGCUGAAGCAGAUGGUUUCAAACCUGGAAGGAAGAUAAUAUUUAUACAGCCUCAUGCUGAGGCGGGUGUUGAAAAUUUAUUUCCCCUUUUACCAUAAGCUCCAAGCAGUAUUCUAUCAAAAUACUGUAAUGUAUGGUGUUGCAUGGAAAUCAAAUCACCUGGUUUGCAGGCUGCUAGGAAGAUGAUGUUGCAGCCUCAGCUCAUGUUGACACAGUGUUUUUUUUUUUUUUUCCUUUUAUCAAUAAACUCCAUGUAUUUACCUAUAGUUGUUGUGCUGCAUGCUCUAGUGCUGAGGCAAGUGUUGUAAACUUUGUCCUAUGAAUAAAAUCUUUGCAUUUCCCUUUA